Messenger RNA from Pogona vitticeps (central bearded dragon), 1699 nucleotides. Lineage: Eukaryota; Metazoa; Chordata; Lepidosauria; Squamata; Agamidae. The record is from RefSeq and is a predicted model, not a curated record.
GUGGGAUUUCCUUGCAAACAAGAAAACUCCAUCAGAUUGGCGGCAGAGCGUGUUUCCAAGAGGGGAGAAACAUGAUGAUGGUGAUGAUGAUGGAAGCACCACCUUGAUGGGAGUUCCAACAAUGCCUAUGAUAAGAAACCCGAUGUCUGCUCUUCUUUCUCAUGGGGAGGACCCGGAUCAGGGUCCAGUGACCUUUGAGGAGGUGGCUGUGAAUUUCACCCAGGAGGAAUGGGCCCUGCUGGAUUCGGAUGAGAGAUCCCUCCACAGGGACGUCACAGUGGAGAACCGUCAGAUGGUGGCUUCUCUCAACUGUAAGGAAUAUGGAAAAUCUUUUAUUCACAAUUCAGUCCUUUUGACACACCAGAAAGUCCACAGACAAAAAUUGUACAAAUGCCAGGAGUGUGGGGAAUGUUUUCCUCACAAUUCUAAACUACUGUGCCACCAGAGAAUCCACAGUGGAGAGAAACCGUACGAAUGCCAAAAGUGUGGGUUUGCUCACAAUUCACACCUUGUGACUCACCAGGGAAUCCACACAGGGGAGAAACCAUACAAAUGCCAAGAGUGUGGGAAAUGUUUUGCUCGUGGUUUUCACCUUUCCAGAAACCAGAGAAUCCACACAGGAGAAAAACCAUACAAAUGCCAAGAGUGUGGAAAAUGUUUUAUUCGCAAUUCUGAACUUCGGAGACAUGAGAGAGUCCACACGGGCGAUAAACCAUACAAAUGCCAAGAGUGUGGGAAAUGUUUUGCUCACCAUUUUGGACUUUGGAGACACCAGAAAGUCCACACAGGAGAGAAACCAGUGAGCAAGAAACGUGUUCUUUCUUGCCAGGCUCUGAUGACCUUUGAGGAAGUGGCGGUGAACUUCACCCGAGAGGAAUGGGCCCUGCUGGAUCCAGACCAGAGAUCCCUCCACAGGGACGUCAUGGCGGAGAAUCAUCAGACUAUGGCUUCUCUCACAGAUCAGGAAAGUUACGCCAGAGAAGAGCCCUACAUUUCCACCAUGUCUGGGACACGUUUUGCUGAAGAUGUGGCACGUCCACUUCAUGAGAGGCUACACACUGCAAAUUUCCUUUUUAGAAAAAAAGUAUCCAGAAAAGGUUGUGAUAGGAAACCACAACUUGUGAGCCACAAGAGCAUUGGAGGAGUAGCCAAUAAUCACCAAUAUCAGGAGCUUGGGGGAUCUUUGGACAUGAAUUUCCUCCUUCAGGUACAUCAGAGAGUCCACAAAGGAAAGAAUUUGUACAGUUGCCAGGAGUGUGGGAAAUGUUUUGAUAAGAAUUCACACCUUCUUCAACACCAAAGAGUCCACACUGGAGAGAAACCAUUCAAAUGCCAAGAGUGUGGGAAAUGUUUUUCUCACAGGUCAAGCCUUCUGAUGCACCAGAGAGUCCACACUGGAGAGAAACCAUACAAGUGUCAGGAGUGUGGGAAAUGUUUCGCUCAGAAUUCAAAUCUUCUAAAACACCAGAAAAUGCACACUGGAGAGAAACCAUACAUAUGCCAAGAAUGUGGGAAAUGUUUUUCCCGCAGGUCAACCCUUCUGCAACACCGGGCAGUACACACUGGAGAGAGACCAUACAAAUGCCAGGAGUGUGGGAUAGGUUUUUCUCGAAAUUCAAACCUUCUUGAGCACCAGAGAGUCCACACAGGAGAGAAACCAUACAAAUGUGGCACCGAGGUUCCUGUGUUGUCCACAUGA